CCGCAUCUCCUCACUGCAAGUCAAGAAGAGAAUCCAGAGGAAGAAGAAAAGGAUUGAAGAGGAAUUAGAAGAGGCGGGAGAGGAGGUGGCUGGCUUCGCUCCCAUGGUCAGACAUAAAUUCCUCACCUUUGAUCCAGACUUUACCCUCCCGGAGAUGCCAGUGCACAGGCCACCACUCAGUGAGUGGCAAGUUACAGCCUAUGCCACAGCAGAUGAAUACGACUUGGAGAAGCUGCGGGAUGGGCUUACACAGCAGGGUCUCUACAGUAUUGCAGACUUCAGAGAUCCAUCCUCCAGCUCCAUGGCAUCUCACUCAGAUAUUACCCCACCUGACCCACACACACUGCCUGAUACAAAUGAGGUGCUGCACGUGAUGGCCACCUAUCACCUGGAGAGUGAGCCACGCGAGAUCUUCUUCUUCCACUCGGGUGCUGUGGUGUUCUGGAAUGUGGCGGAGCUGGAGCGAAACAAUGUGCUGCGCUUUCUGAGGAAGUACCAGGAGGGCAGCCAUGACGAGAAGACAGUCAAGGAGGAGAGCGAGAGCAUCACUUACAUUUACAAUGACACGCCGUCCCGAACAAAGCUUGUGCGAGAUACAAUCUUCUUGAAUCCUGAAGGACCAACAGACCUUGAAAAAUACACAUUCAGCAAUGCCCUGUCCUUGUCAGUGCAACUUGGCAUCUGGGAAGCAGCACUUGAUCAGUACAUUGACAACAUUGAAUAUGUUUCAGAGGAGCUUAGCAAAACAGGCCGGGUGGUUCUGAGUCAAGACCAAGUACUGCAGAGGAUGGGUCAACUCUUUGCUCUGAGGCACCUGGUGAAUCUCAGCUCAGAUUUACUUGAUGUUCCUGACUUUUAUUGGGAACAUGAGAACCUUGAACAACUGUACAGAAAAACAUCAGAACACCUCAGUGUGUCCAAGCGUACCUCGGUGAUGAAUGUGAAGCUGAGUCACUGUGUGGAGUUGAUGGAACUCCUAAAAGUCACCUCAAUGAGCGACACUCGCCUCGAGUGGAUCAUCAUCAUCCUCAUCAUGGUGGGUUUUGAACUCCUCCACUUCAUUGAGCGUCUCCUCUGA
Molecule: messenger RNA, 1078 nt
Organism: Portunus trituberculatus (swimming crab)
Lineage: Eukaryota; Metazoa; Arthropoda; Malacostraca; Decapoda; Portunidae
Product: required for meiotic nuclear division protein 1 homolog
Biological process (GO): positive regulation of mitochondrial translation
Source: RefSeq, a predicted model, not a curated record